Messenger RNA from Tarenaya hassleriana, 984 nucleotides. RefSeq lists its product as uncharacterized. Lineage: Eukaryota; Viridiplantae; Streptophyta; Magnoliopsida; Brassicales; Cleomaceae. The record is from RefSeq and is a predicted model, not a curated record. The transcript has 2 exons. Gene Ontology annotation, molecular function: zinc ion binding; nucleic acid binding. The coding region runs from base 1 to 984 and encodes 327 amino acids.
AUGUCAUAUCCAGCUGGAGCUAGACCAGAGGGUGUUCCACCCCCACCCCCACCGGGACCACCAGGGUUUCCAGCCCCUAUUGCUGUGGACUAUCUGCCUUUGAUACGCGAACUUCGGAUGAUGGGUACACCGAGGUUCGAGGGGACUCAGAGACCUGAGAUUGCGGAGGAUUGGCUGAUCCACAUCUCUAAGGAUCUGGAUUAUGUACGAUGCCCGCUGCAGUACCGGGUAGAGAUCGCGAGCCACCAUCUGUUUGGAGAGUUUGAGGAGAAGUACUGCCAGAAAGGAGAUCAGGAUCACCGGAUUGUGGAGUUUCUUCACUUAGAGCAGGGUGAUCGCACCUUAGCUGCCUAUGAGGCAGAGUUCACCCGUCUGCUGCGAUACGGGUCACAUCUGGUGACGACCGAGAAGCUGAAGAUCCAUAAGUUUGUGACUGGGUUGCGACCAUAUCUGAGAAGGCGGAUUGAGAUCCAGGAGUAUCCUACUUUGAGUAGGUAUAUGACUCAGCUACAGAAGUUGGAGAGGAGGGAACAGGAGGAGGAACAAGAGGCGAGGGACCGAGAGAGGAGUCCUCUGAGGCGAAUUACGUUCACUCGCCCUUCCUCCAGUUCCAGACAGGUGAGUCAACCCCGUGAUAAGGGGAAAGCACCAGCGUUUCGUCCGGCGGCCCCACUACCGUCGGCACUGCCAGAACCGCGCAAAUCUUGCCCACGAUGCGGACGAGAUCAUGUUGGACCAUGCCGCACAGGUUAUACUUGUUACCGUUGUGGUCAACCUGGCCACUUCGCUAACCAGUGUAUCGGGGAUGUAGACACUUCCAGCCAGCAGGGAGCCACACCUCCACGUCCCCAGCCACCACGUAGAGGGGGCGUAGCGCCGCGAGUGUACAUGCUUUCUGCGGAGGCAGAGGCUCAAGAUGACGGGACCUACUUUGCCCAGGAGACGGUCACCAUUGAUGCUGUUGUUGAGGGUGACCCAGAGUAG